Messenger RNA from Colletotrichum navitas, 863 nucleotides. RefSeq lists its product as uncharacterized. The coding region runs from base 99 to 590 and encodes 163 amino acids. Lineage: Eukaryota; Fungi; Ascomycota; Sordariomycetes; Glomerellales; Glomerellaceae. The record is from RefSeq and is a predicted model, not a curated record. The transcript has a single exon.
GCCCCCCUCCCACCACCCUCCCCUCCCGCUGCGUUCCCAGGAGGAACUGCGCGCACCGCACCGUUUUCGCAAGGCGAAGCCAGAGCACCAUCUCGGCCAUGUGGCGUCUGUCGUGCUCACACCGCGAUCAGCAUAACCUGCACCUCUGCGCCCCUCCCCCUCUCGCAUCCCCCUUCCCUCACUUCACCUCUCUGCAGCACCCGCGAUCGACUCGAUUCCAGAUGAGACCACAUGCCCUGCUGCACCUGCCGCUCAAGGCAGUGACACGGAGGAUCAAGUGGCGGCUGGAACCCCCCUUCCUCCUCCUCCGCAGGGAGGGCGGUUCAACGGCAGCCUCUCAUCUCCGGGGUCAUUCGGCGCCCGCAUAUGCAGGAGAGGCAGCAGGCGAGGCGGAGAGUGGCCCGCCGCCGGAGUGUCGGUGUGCUUCCUUUGCCCCGUCACGUUCGCAGACAACGCUCAACGUCACUGUACAAAAUGUCCUGUGGUUUGGAUGGGGGCGGUGGAGGGCGGGUGCUAGGGCACUGUUUCCUGCCAGCAUCACGCAAAAAGCGGUACUGUUGGGCAGCGGCCGGACACCCACACCAUGCUGAUGCUGGGGAAAGCGGCCUUUUGGGAACGUUUUCUGCCCUUACAUCGCGCGCUGGGCUGGUGCCCUGCGCGCGGGGGCAGGGGGGCAUCACGCUGUUGAGCCAACACGGCCAGCUCACGCAUGCUCCCUCCCUGGCUGUCAUGAGGUGCCAGGCUUUCCAGUCCGGAAGGGAGGACUCUUUCUCGCCGGCACAGUAUAUGCUUUUUUCCCUCCUUCUUUUUUUGAGGUUGUAAGUGCGAAGCUUGCUUUGGGCAUGUUCCUGGUCUUCAGUCAC